Molecule: messenger RNA, 414 nt
Organism: Marmota flaviventris (yellow-bellied marmot)
Lineage: Eukaryota; Metazoa; Chordata; Mammalia; Rodentia; Sciuridae
Gene: Cimip1
Product: ciliary microtubule inner protein 1
Source: RefSeq, a predicted model, not a curated record
AUGGCUCAGAGACAGCUUGGCACCGCGGGCGCCGAGCGCAUGAACCUGGUGGCCCAGGACGAGAUCUGGAAAUACCGUCUGAAGGCUGAAUCCGAGGCACGGAAAAACUGGCCCCAGAACUGGGGAUUUUUAACAACCCCUGUGGAGGAGUUAAUCAAGGGUGAAGAAGAAUCCCGCACCCCAAAGCCCAAAAUCCAGCUUCCGGAGCGUUUCCACAUCCGGCAAAUGACCCCUGUGGAGAAGUACAUCAAGGUCCUUCCGUCCCCCCCAGUCCCACAGACGUCCCAGGGCUUCAUCGGCUGGAGGUCGGCAGUGCCAGGCCUGAACAAGAGCCUGCAACUUGACUUUGAGAUCAGAAGCUGCAAAGGGGUCUACGCCCGAGAGUUGGGCUGGCCUAAGCAAGGCAUCUACUGA